This is a messenger RNA of Eriocheir sinensis (Chinese mitten crab), 1161 nucleotides long. Its product is annotated as nuclear apoptosis-inducing factor 1-like. The coding region runs from base 54 to 866 and encodes 270 amino acids. The transcript is spliced from 4 exons. Lineage: Eukaryota; Metazoa; Arthropoda; Malacostraca; Decapoda; Varunidae. Gene Ontology annotation, cellular component: nucleus. The record is from RefSeq and is a predicted model, not a curated record.
ACCUGUGUUCGUCUUCCUCAUUCCUCCAUCACCCACCCUCUGACGGAGUAAUUAUGGAAAAUAUUGCCGAUUUCACUUCUCCCAAGAGGAAAAGGGGAGUGAAUUGGAAAGACUGCCACACUCUGCACAUAGUAGAGCAAGUUGGGUUAAGGAAGAACAUACUGAGGGGCAAAUUCAGCCCUUCUUUAACAUACAACGACAAGCGGGCAGCGUGGGAGGAGGUGACGGACAGCCUCAAUUCUACGUUUGGGCUCAGCCGCAGACACGCAGAAGUCGAGAAGAAGUGGCAGAAUACCAAGACCACUUCCAUUCAACGGCUUUCUGCUAUGAGGGAAGCCCAAAGAAAGACAGGUGGUGGCUCAGUGGUGGAUACCUCGCUGUGUGACAUCACAGAGGCAGUCCUCCGAGUCAUCGGGGAGGACAGCAGUACAGCGAGGGGUAUAUCCAAAGGGAUAUCCCAAAAUGACACAGCCCUCAUGGAAGCAGACUUGGAUGAUGAUGCCUCCAGCACCAGCAAGGUGGGUCGUCUUGAGCCACCUCCAACUGGAAUGGAACCCAGCCCGGCCAGUGGGGAUGUAAUGACGAGGGUAACUCAGCUUGUCCUGAAACCAUCUGCACCUCCUCCACCUCCUCCACCUCCUGCACCUCCUGUGCUCAAUAGCGCUCUGAAUUCUGAUAACCACAGAGUGGCUAUAGCCUACGAGGAGGCACUGGCAGCAUACAAGCGAAUGAGCGCUGCAUACAUUCAAUCAUUAGAAAACCAAAGUAAGAGGUAUAGGAAAAAUAGCAUCAUUGAGAGUAUAUUUAUAUAUAUUUAUUCUUACUUUUCCCCCACAGCUUAUCCUAUGUUUAUAGUGAAGUGGUGAUCAUAGUAAAUACUAAACACAUUUCAAUUCAGAAUAACAAAAUUAUAACGUACACCACAAAAUUGCAGUAAACGUGGAAAUAUUAAUUUACUCAUAAUGCAAUGCUUCGUAUUAAGUCAUGCUUGGUACCUGCACCCCACUUUACAGCUUGAUUAAUCUCUGCACCACAUAUAUGUGCUUCUUGCUGUGUCCUGCUUAAUCAUUUUACAAAGGCGUCAUAUGGACUGAAGUUUUGUUUUCUUUCCAGACAGAGGUCCAUGGCAGCCUAAUAAAUAAAUACAAUUGUGAAUUUGGU